AAAUAUUAAGCAUUUUUUUUAAUGAAUUUGUACCUUGAUGUCAUUCUUUUGUUGUUUUCCGUUGUGAGCUGUAGUAUUUAGUAGGUUUCAGAUAUUAUGAAAUUUGAUUAAUCGUCGAUACCAAUUUUUGAAUUUAAAACGUUCAAAUAUGUUUGAAAAACUAAAUCGAAGUGGUUGUUUUUGUAUUUUUAAACGACACUACGUCAGAUUGUUAGAAGUUGGCCAAUUAAAUGUACCGAAAACGAUUGAAAAAUAUGAGACUGGUCAGUUAUUUUUUCAUCGUAUUUUCGGAUAUCGUGGCGUAAUCUUGUUCCCGUGGCUGGCGAGGGUAUACGAUCGUGAUAUAGUUAAUAAAUCAGAAAGUGCUGUUGGCAAAGACGUCAAAGGAAAAACACAUACAUUUUACCAAACCUUAAUUGAUGAAAGGGACUGUCCGUUUAUUAGAGCUCAGACAGAAGCUGUAACUUUUCUUGGUAAUCAAGAUACGAGUCGUAGUUUGUACGCGAUUCCAGGUCUAGAUUAUGUAGCUCAAGAAGAUAUACUUCCUUACACUGCUACAGAGAAACAGCCUUUGCAGCAUGAGUUGUUCGAUAAGUUUCUUAUGUAUUAUCCUAAAAAAGAACCACCGUUUGGCGCACAAGAAACAUUGCGUUCUUGGCAAAAGAAAAACCAUCCUUGGCUAGAAUUAUCCGACGUUCACAAAGAAACCACAGAAAAUAUUAGAGUGACAGUUAUUCCUUUUUACAUGGGCUAUAGAGAAUCUCAAACAAAUUCCGUAUACUGGUGGAGAUAUUGUAUUCGCUUGGAAAAUUUGGGCGAACAAAGUGUACAACUGAGGGAACGCCAUUGGCGAAUUUUUAGUUUAUCCGGAACAUUGGAGACGGUUCGAGGAAGAGGAGUUGUAGGACAAGAACCUGUCUUGUCUAAGAAAUCACCAGCAUUUCAAUACAGCAGUCAUGUGAGCCUCCAAGCUCCCAGUGGACAUAUGUGGGGGACAUUUCGAAUGGAACGAGAGGAUGGACAUUUGUUUGAUUGUCGAAUACCUCCGUUUUCGUUAGAAAGCAAACCAGACGAUAAGUUUCUAGACCAUUAAAUGUCGGGUGAUCCAUGCUUAAACAACUGGUGACCGAUUCAUCUUCUCCGUGUGGACAAUCGUCCUGCAGAUCACAUACCCAUUGCCGAGGUAUACAGUUUCGUUUACUAAACGUGUUAUAGUGGUUCAAGCACUAGAUAAUAUAUAUACAUACAAUUAUAUUAUUUUUAUGUUUUGAAAAAAAUAAUAAAUAAAACAACCAUUUUUGAGUAUUA
This is a messenger RNA of Adelges cooleyi (spruce gall adelgid), 1308 nucleotides long. It is a transcript of the gene POLDIP2, whose product is annotated as polymerase delta-interacting protein 2. Gene Ontology annotation, biological process: error-free translesion synthesis. The transcript has 8 exons. The record is from RefSeq and is a predicted model, not a curated record. Gene Ontology annotation, cellular component: mitochondrial nucleoid; nucleus. Gene Ontology annotation, molecular function: DNA binding. NCBI's taxonomy places the organism in Eukaryota, Metazoa, Arthropoda, Insecta, Hemiptera, Adelgidae. Bases 149 to 1093 code for a protein of 314 amino acids.